Molecule: messenger RNA, 1587 nt
Organism: Fragaria vesca subsp. vesca
Lineage: Eukaryota; Viridiplantae; Streptophyta; Magnoliopsida; Rosales; Rosaceae
Exons: 4
Coding region: 1-1587 (528 amino acids)
Source: RefSeq, a predicted model, not a curated record
AUGGGAGAUCAAAUCAACGGACCUGAAAACCCUUUUGCACUCAUGCCUCCAGUCAUCAACCAUUAUCACACCACCACUCAAGACAACUCGGCCUUUCCGACCAGUGUUGCCUUGAAUGAAACCAAUUAUUCAAUAUGGGCACCUCUUAUGAAGAUGAGGAUUGGAGCACGAGGUAAGGUUGGUUACCUCACUAGAGCCAAAGUCGCACCGGAUAAGAAUUUUUCUGAAUUUGAAAGUUGGGUCACAGAGAAUGAGAGAGUAAAGAGUUGGCUCAUUGACUCCAUGGAGCCAUCACUCAUCAAUCGAUAUAUCCGACUACCAACAGCCAAGGAUGUUUGGGUAGCAGUUGAGAAGACCUUUUAUGAUGAUUCUAAUGAAACCCGAAUUUUUGAAUUGAAAGUCCUUUGCAGUGAGACAGAAUGUGGGCUCGAUUCAGAAUAUGUUCAAGUCGGAGGUGAUGAGAUCCUUCGCAAAGACCCAAAAUUCACAUUGGAGCAAAGUUAUGCCUAUGUUCGAAAGGUGCAUUCUGAUCGGCAAGUUAUGAGACAUGCCUCUGAGUCUUUUGUUAUGGCUGUCCAACACAAACAGGGUCCUCCUCCAGGCUUCUCAAAUGCUCCACCACGUAGCUUCUCAGUAAAACCGAAUCCUUAUGCAAAAAUCAAGUGUCCGGUUUGUGGAGACUUGGGUCAUAGCAAGCGACGAUGCUAUGAAGUCAUCGAUUACCCAUAUUGGUGGGAUUUCACAAGAAGACCCCGAAAGAAUCAAGCAAAUGUUGCCUUAGCUACUACAGAUGAAGAGCAACCAUCUAAUGCAUCCACCAAUGUCUCCCAAGAAGGUAUGAUCGGUAAGGAAUCUAGGAAUAGUUAUUGGAUUAUUGAUUCAGGGGCAUCGGACCACAUGGUUAAUGCUCCUAGGUUUUGGAAAAAUUUAAACCCUCCACUCAAAAUAUUGUUUCUAUUGCUGAUGGACAUUCUAACUCGACGGGUUCUAGGUUGUGGAACUAGAAAGGGAAAACUUUACUACCUGGAUCUGACAGAGCAAGGAGAGCAACAAUUAUUGGGACAAGUACUAAAUCAGGUCAACGGAGUAGAGAAUGCAAAGGCAACAAAUGGAUUAGCAAAGCAGAAGAAUCGUCAGUUGCUUGAAGUUGUCCGCGCAUCCUUAUUUGGCAUGAAUGUACCUCUUGAAUAUUGGGGAGAAGCUUUGAAGUCUGCUGCCUAUCUCAUAAAUCGUACUCCCUCUCGAGUGAUUGAAUUUCAAAGUCCUCUACAGCAUCUUCAGCAUCUUCUUUCUGUACCAUCCUUGCCAAACUUGGAGCCCUGUGUUUUUGGAUGCGUAGUAUAUGUUCAUAUUCCUAAGCAACAACGAAGCAAACUUGAUCCCCGUGCCAAACGAUGUAUCUUUCUUGGGUAUGCCGAGUUUCAGAAAGGAUAUCGGUGUUAUGAUCCUCUCACCGACACCAUUUACGUGUCUCUUGAUGUUUCUUUUCGUGAAUCGGAACUUUACUACUCAGGGGGAGUGUCGGCGUCUUCCCUUCAGGGGGAGAGAGGUUAUGAAGGGAAUUCUCCGCAACUAUUUAAAAUGUGA